This is a messenger RNA of Drepanopeziza brunnea f. sp. 'multigermtubi' MB_m1, 621 nucleotides long. The record is from RefSeq and is a predicted model, not a curated record. NCBI's taxonomy places the organism in Eukaryota, Fungi, Ascomycota, Leotiomycetes, Helotiales, Drepanopezizaceae.
AUGGCAUUUGAAUGCAGGCAGCGAGAGGCGUGCCGGAAAUCCACGUACCUAUGCCACCGCGAUGUCUCCACUGCCCGUCGAGCGCACCAGUGGUGGGUCGGCCCUCUUCGGCAGCUGCGUUGGGCAGGUCUGGUUUCUGGGUACGCGUUCCGUGGCUCUCGCGCUGCUUCCGAGGACGCGAGAGCUGUGAAGUCCGGCACGUCCAGUGCAGCCGGAGCGUCCAUCGCGAUCCCGGUCUGGCGCGCUGGAAAAAUACUACUUACUACCCACGGUACAGGCCGGAUCGACGCCCUCGUGCCCAAACGGGCAGGAGCCCGAUCACGACGCGACCAGACAAGCGAGCCGAUCAGCAGCGGGUCUGUGACCGGCCCAACAGAGAUACGGAACGGCAACCUUGAGGAGGAGGAUGCAGGGAGAGCUUGGAGAGGCUUCGGGGUGUGUGGUGUGGCGUGGCGUGAAGCACUGGCUCUGGCACUGGCACUGGCUCACCGCCAGACUUGGUCCGUCCUGGUAGCUGCGCCCGAGGAGGAUAGAGAGGAAGAGGCGCCGGCAAGGGCGCGAUCGAGGAUCUGGACCUGCGGUUGUCAAUGUCCGGUGCGCAAGGAGGGGAGGGGUGGAUGA